Messenger RNA from Cuscuta epithymum, 983 nucleotides. Lineage: Eukaryota; Viridiplantae; Streptophyta; Magnoliopsida; Solanales; Convolvulaceae. The record is from the annotation of a GenBank genome assembly.
UGGUGUGGAAUAUGUCCCAAUUCAAUAAUUAUAUGUGGACAAUACUUUAAUAUUGAAUGAAGCAUUAGCCAUGGUGUGGAAUAUAAUAUGUCCCAAUUCAAUAUUGAGAGACUCGAUCUCAAGUGUUUACCGGCCUCCUUUCAAAAGUCAUUCACCAUCAAACCCCCAAACACGUUCACAAUUAGAACGGACCAAACCCUCAGCCAAACAAAAAAUUAAAAUUCUUGGCAACACGGAAAUGUCGAACAACCACCUAAAUCAAAAUGAAUUAAACAAUCAAACAAACGCCCACACACGAAGUGCACAAACCCGUGGCAAAACAACUCGCCGAACAGAAACUCUACCUUCGAUCACCAAACAAGGCAACAAGAGAACAAAAAAUGAAAGCACCGAAAUAGAGAAAAUUGGAGCAAACCAUGCACCCGACUCCAACGAAGCCAAGACUGGAGCUGGCAUGCUUCUCCACGGCUUAGUCGCUCAGUCAAUCCGAUUAAGCUGCUAAGCCAUGAGAAGCGCCUCCCCCUGUCAACGUCGGCCGCUCCAUCUAGGGUUUUUCUUCCUUCGACUCUUAUUUAAGGUCUCCCAUUUUUUGAGCAAUUACUUAGAAUGGAAAUGAAACAUAGCAGACACGUUGGAUGAGGGAGCUAACUUCAAGGCCUUACUUGGGGAUAUGGUGGACUCAGACCUAUCCUGGAGACCUGGAUUGGCCAAUGCUAUGUACAUGACCGUCUUUUAGGAGGUGCAAUAUGUGCUUGGCACCGGGGCCUACUCUUGUAGAGGGCCUCCAAAAAUUUAGACACUACUAUUAGUUAUAGGUUGAUUUUUCUAGAUGACAUGUAUUAUUUAAGAUUCCAAAAGGCAUAUAAUCUUUAAAUUCUCUAAUUUAUGGACUUUAAACAUCAUAAAACUUAUGUGUGUCAUCCUUGAGCAGGGGUCAUGCUAAUCUUCUCUGUAUCGUUCCAAUUUUAUCAGAUGCCCCGAAG